AUGUGCUCCCUUCUCCUUCUCGUUGUGAUGCCCUUCGCAUCAGCCUCCCCCUUCGCCCCUCACGAUACCCGACUAACCACCAAGGACAUCACCGACUUCCCCUCCGUCGCCUUUGGUUCCGCCGAUGCCGAGUGGGAUCGCCUAAACAGAACACUAAACGGGGCGCUUCUCAAGCCUCUUCCACCGGGAUCCGUCUGCUAUCCUUCCUCCCCGAACUACAACCCCUCAGCCUGCUCUUCCCUUUUCACCAAAACAUACUAUCUCGACGACCCCGUCAGUCCGGCACAGCAGUGGACGACCGGAAACACUUGUUUGCCGGCUCGGAACCUAAACACAACGGGGAACUGGAACUCGACAUUGACUUGCACACAGGGUGGGUUUCCGGUGUAUGUGGUUAACGCAACUAGCGUUAGGGAUGUCCAGGCGGCGGUGAACUUUGCGAGGAACAAGAAUCUUAGACUGGUGAUAAAAAACACCGGCCACGACUUCGUGGGCCGCAACACCAGUGCCGGGGUCCUGUCCAUUUGGACGCACCACCUCAAGUCUUUCGAGUUCCUACCUCAAUACGCCCAACGCGGACCCAACCACCCUUAUUCUGGCCCAGCUGCUCGAGUGGGAGCCGGGGUACAGAUCAAAGAAGGCAGGGUGUUUUCGGAGAAGUAUAACAUCACGCUUGUGGGAGGGAGUUGCGCAACGGUGGGUUCGUUCGGGGGGUGGCUGGCGGGCGGAGGACAUUCGGAGUUGAGCUCGAUGUAUGGGUUGGGAGUCGAUCAGGCGCUGGAGAUGGGAGUCGUGACGGCGGGUGGGCGGCAUAGAGUUGUUAGCGCAGAGUCGAAGGGGAGAGAGAGGGAGCUGUUUUGGGCUUUGCGAGGUGGAGGGGGCAGCACUUACGGCGUGGUGACUUCCGUAGUCGUCAAGGCACAUCCGGCCAUCAAUCUGACUGUUGCCGACUUUUUCGAAGUGUUCUGGAAGGGAUUAAACGCAGUCUACGCCUUCGGCAUCCCCACCGUCGACGUAGGUGGCUACCUCUGGACUCAAGCCCUGUCCAUGGGCAACGGGAGCGGGAGCUUCCUGAUGCAAGUUAAGGUGCAAAUGCCGGGCAGGACGAUAUUCGAAACAACGGAAUUCGUCCAACCUUUGUUCGCAAAGCUCCAAUCGCUCAGAAUUUUGGUAUCAACGGCCACCGUCACGACAAUAGUGUAUGGCGCCCCUCGCUCUGAACCCGAAGGCCCUCUCCCUAACAUGCUCUUCGCGUCCCGCCUCUUCCCCCGUUCCUCCUUUACCAAUAGUAUACUCUUCUCUUCCACCAUGUCCGCCGUCCGCGCAGCUGUCGAAGCCGGCUUCUUCUUCCAUGGCCUCAACCUGUCCCCGACCCUGCGCGCAGGCGGUUAUUCCUAUCCCUCGGCUGUAAACCCGGUUUGGCGCGAGACGGUGAUGCACGCGGACUUGUUCGGGUACAUGGAUGCGAUAAGGGAGGCGACGCCCGGCGGAGGAUCGUAUCUGAACGAAGCGGAUCUCGAGGAGCCGGACUGGCAGCAUGCGUUUUGGGGGAGCAACUAUGAGAAGCUGAUGGGCGUCAAGAGGGAAUGGGAUCCGUGGGGGGUCUUCUGGGCGCCAGCGACGCACCAGUACCACGCUGGAUCGGCUCUCGCUUUACACAAGCUCUUGCCCACCAUGCCUGCCAUAACCGUCAGGUUUCUCGGCCUCGCCGCCCUGUCAGCCGUCAUCCUUCUAAACAUACCCAAUACUCGAGCCAUGAUCCACAUCGCCCAUUACUUUGCCAGUCCGUCCUUGACGCAAGCCGAUGUUGCGAGUACGUUCAACACCCCAAGCGAAGGCAAAGACCAGUUCAUCCCCAAGAUCAUCCACCAAAUCCACCACAACUGGCAAGACCUCAUCAACGAGACCAUUCCCGCCGACUGGGACGUACGCCAAACCUGCACAAUAACAAACCCCGACUUCGAGUACCGCCUAUGGACCGUCAAUUCCUCCCGCCAGUUUAUCGAGACACACUACGAAUGGUUGCUCGAGACCUACGACAGCUACUCAUGCCCCGUCCAGCGGGUCAAUGCUCUUCGCUACUUCCUCAUGCGUCACUACGGCGGCAUAUACAUUGACCCCAACUACGGCUGCUCCCGUGAUCUUGAGCCCUUGCUCUACUACCCCGCGUGGGUACUCAACGGCGGCCACGGCAUCGCUGGGGCGAGGCCUCAUCAUCCUUACUGGAUCAUGAUGACCGAGUCCCUCACUUCUCGAGGACACCGUUUCUUGUCCCCGCAUCUGACCAUCACACACAGCGGCGGCCCAGAGUUCGAGAGCGCCAUCUGGAAGAAGUAUCAUGCACAGCUGCCCACCAAACCGAGAAAAGUGGACCGGGUCUAUCGCAUCAAGAUGGGACACCGAGAGGUCUUCUUCAAGCGGCAGAAUGGAGGAUUUAAGGACAACAACUUUGGAUACAUUGGCUCGACAGAAGCCCUUCUCGGGUAUUUGUUGCUCUUUGCCAUGUUCACUCUAUGGGUGGCACGAUCGUGGCACGCAAGAAAGACCCAUCAAUGCGAAUACCAGAAGCUGCUACCAGCAAAAGAUGUAGCGGGAGGGUACGGGACCGUUUGA
Messenger RNA from Neurospora tetraspora, 2613 nucleotides. RefSeq lists its product as uncharacterized. Gene Ontology annotation, molecular function: oxidoreductase activity; FAD binding. The record is from RefSeq and is a predicted model, not a curated record. The coding region runs from base 1 to 2613 and encodes 870 amino acids. The transcript has 7 exons. NCBI's taxonomy places the organism in Eukaryota, Fungi, Ascomycota, Sordariomycetes, Sordariales, Sordariaceae.